AUGGCAGAAGACAGAGUAUCCGUCUCUACCCUUGCCCUCCUAACCGAACAGGAUCCGCAGCAACUCCAGCUUCGUGCUAAGAGCCUUCGCUGCUUGGAAUUUGCUGCCGACGAUUCUACGCAUCAUGGUGCUUUCAGAGACAUCAAGUUUCCGACGCUGGAGCGUCUUGUACUCGACGCAUCAGACCAGAACGAGGAGCAUUUGUUGAAACCCUAUCUCCAAUCUGCUCUUAAGGAAUUCAUCUUCUUCGGAGGACCGAUUUCUGAUCGGUUUCUGGAGACACUUCAGGCAUGCAUAUCUCUCCGCGGCGCAUUCAAACUCAUCGAGACGGGGGAGCUUAUCCGCUAA
Daldinia decipiens is the source of this 348-nucleotide messenger RNA. RefSeq lists its product as uncharacterized. The transcript has a single exon. NCBI's taxonomy places the organism in Eukaryota, Fungi, Ascomycota, Sordariomycetes, Xylariales, Hypoxylaceae. The record is from RefSeq and is a predicted model, not a curated record. The coding region runs from base 1 to 348 and encodes 115 amino acids.